AUUUUACUUCGUAUAAAACGAUCGCCGAAGCCUCAGCGGUAUCGCUACGUGAGAUGAACCCAUUGGCUACGGUUACGGUCAGUGAUGAGAAUAGUUUUGACAUUAGAAAGUUCAGUACGGUGUCGAUCGAUAUCGGGUUCGAUUUCGCGAAAGCGAAAGCUAUCGCUGAAUCGGCACGGGGAGCGGGCGUUGCUACGUUUAUGUCAUUUGGAGUGGGAGGGGUCGGCUGGUGGACUGCUGAUUUGGUGAAACAUAGAGUGUUGGAGAGAUCACUGGGGACCAAAACGGCUGUG
Perkinsus marinus ATCC 50983 is the source of this 293-nucleotide messenger RNA. RefSeq lists its product as hypothetical. The record is from RefSeq and is a predicted model, not a curated record. The transcript has a single exon. The annotation marks the transcript as partial. NCBI's taxonomy places the organism in Eukaryota, Perkinsozoa, Perkinsida, Perkinsidae.